This is a messenger RNA of Bursaphelenchus xylophilus (pine wood nematode), 923 nucleotides long. Lineage: Eukaryota; Metazoa; Nematoda; Chromadorea; Rhabditida; Aphelenchoididae. The record is from the annotation of a GenBank genome assembly.
AUGACCGAAACGCAUGAUCCUCAUUUUGAAAACAUUGUUAAUGAGCUGAAUGAGGUCACAACCAUUGCGGAUAAAUUGGUAUUCUACUCGGUUUAUCUGAGGCCUCCGGCUGGGUCAAAGGACAAAGGUAAGUCGCUCUGUUGCCCGAUAUUCUGAUAAAAUUAUCUCCCCAAUUUCAGGACCAAAUCCCCCCGCUGAUGCUCUGAGCAAAGUCGACAGCUUGACCAAGAUUGAAACAACUUUAAAGAAGAUAUCCGAGAUCGACGAAAAACUGGAUCAAAUAGAAACUGAUAACCCAGAAGUCUUCACAGAUCAAGUUGAAGACUACAGAAGUGAUCUGGAAGACCUUAAAAAAAGGCUGAAGAAUUUAAAACAGGUGGGAUCAAAAAUAUACUAGACAUCUUCUUGAAAAACAGCCUAAAAUAACAUAUCUUCUAGGUCAUCAACUAUGAGUUGCUCAACGAAGGAGAUCCCAGCAAAAGCGAAGGCUCAUGGCUGACUACCUAUAAAAAUCUUCUUGGUGCCAAACUUCACAAGGAAAAGAAUGCCCUCGAGGAGAUUCAAGAGUCCGAGACGAAAGAUCAAGCCGAAUUACAAACCUUGUGCAAAAGGUUGGAUAGAAUUGUGCAGACUGCUGCAAUGCUACAAGAAGCAGCUCGAUAUCUGCAUUGGUUCACCAACAGGAUUGUUGAAGCCAAUGAAGCCUUGCCGGACUCGAAAAAAGAUUACACUUUGGAAUUGGUGGCGGGCUGGAUGAGGACGGAGUUGGAUCGGGUCAAAGAUCACGAACAAAACUGCUUUGUAAGUCGCUGUUAAUAUCAGUAUAUGUGCAAAAAAUUCUGCUCUCAGAAAGUGACAAAAACUCUUUUCAGAACGUAAAAUCGGAGCUCGAAGGAAAACUGUUUGAGAAGACGGAAGAGUAA